CAACGUCACAGCGCUAAGGAUCAUGGGAGAUGCAGUUACUUUACCGUGAAAGAGGCGGAUCGUAACCUGCGCCAUCUUGGCAGUUUGUCCCGUUAAGGGCCAGCCCCUCUUUAAACUACGCAGAGGUGUGUGUGGCUGUUUUUAAACCUCGGAGGUUAUGACUGGCGGGAGCGACUUUCACAAGAGCUACGCUAAUAACAAGGACUCGGAGCCCACGAUGGACGUGGACAUGGAUUCGAGUCAUAUGGAAGGCGAGCGGGGUGAGCUGGACGGCAGCAUUCCGGCUGCGUGUUCCUCCAACGGCAGUGGCGGGGAGGAGGAUGAGGCGGAGGCCCUCGGCCGUUCCAGGGAAGCCGGGAGUUCGAGUAGUCAGCACACCCCUGACGGAGGAGGGGUGCUCGGUGGGAGGGAGCAGGAGGUGUCGGUGGAAAUCGGAGAGACGUAUUUAUGUCAAAGAGCCGAUAAGACAUGGCACACAGCAGAGGUUAUUCAGUCCAGACUGAACGAACAGGAGGGCAGAGAAGAGUUUUAUGUUCACUAUGUUGGGUUCAAUAGGCGGCUGGACGAAUGGGUGGGUAAGUCUCGCCUGGCACUUACCAAGACGGUGAAGGACGCGGUUAGGAAGAGCACAGAGAUCGGUGGCGUUGGAGAUCUGGGUGACCAGCCUGAGAGGAAGAUCACCCGCAACCAGAAGCGCAAGCAUGAUGAGAUCAACCAUGUGCAGAAGACAUACGCAGAGAUGGACCCAACGACAGCUGCACUGGAGAAGGAGCACGAGGCGAUCACCAAAGUGAAGUAUGUGGAUAAGAUCCAGAUAGGAAACUUUGAGAUCGAUGCCUGGUACUUCUCACCGUUUCCUGAGGAUUAUGGGAAGCAGCCCAAGCUGUGGAUCUGCGAGUACUGCCUCAAAUACAUGAAGUACGAGAAGACGUUCAGACAUCACCUGUCACACUGUCAGUGGAGGCAGCCUCCAGGCAAAGAGAUUUACAGGAGGAGCAACAUAUCUGUGUACGAGGUGGACGGGAGAGACCACAAGAUCUACUGUCAGAAUCUGUGUCUACUAGCCAAAUUAUUUCUUGACCACAAGACGCUUUAUUUUGAUGUGGAGCCCUUCAUCUUCUACAUCCUCACUGAGGUCAACAAACAGGGAGCGCACAUCGUCGGCUACUUCUCCAAAGAGAAAGAGUCUCCGGACGGGAAUAACGUGGCCUGUAUUCUCACGCUGCCGCCUUACCAGCGCAGAGGCUACGGGAAGUUCCUGAUAGCUUUCAGCUAUGAGCUGUCUAAGCUGGAGAACACAGUGGGGUCUCCGGAGAAGCCGCUCUCUGAUCUGGGGAAGCUUAGCUACCGAAGUUACUGGUCCUGGGUCCUGCUGGAGAUCCUGAGGGACUUCAGAGGAACGCUGUCCAUCAAAGACCUCAGCCAGAUGACCAGCAUCACACAGAGUGACAUCAUCAGCACGCUGCAGUCGCUCAACAUGGUGAAAUACUGGAAAGGUCAGCACGUCAUCUGUGUGACGCCCAAACUGGUGGAGGAGCACCUGAAGAGCGCCCAGUACAAGAAACCACCAAUCACAGUGGACACGAUGUGUUUAAAGUGGGCGCCUCCAAAAAACAAACAGGCCAAGCUGUCCAAGAAGUGAGGAAUGGAGCCGUGGACGUGUAAUCAUCACCGGGCUUUUCUGUCAGCGCUGUACAUAAUUUUUAGUCUCUCCUGUCUGUAUUUUUCUAAAUAAAUCUCUAAAAUAAA
This is a messenger RNA of Oreochromis niloticus (Nile tilapia), 1749 nucleotides long. RefSeq names its product K(lysine) acetyltransferase 8 (gene kat8). Bases 158 to 1642 code for a protein of 494 amino acids. Gene Ontology annotation, cellular component: NSL complex; MSL complex; NuA4 histone acetyltransferase complex. Lineage: Eukaryota; Metazoa; Chordata; Actinopteri; Cichliformes; Cichlidae. The transcript has 11 exons. The record is from RefSeq and is a predicted model, not a curated record. Gene Ontology annotation, biological process: regulation of DNA-templated transcription. Gene Ontology annotation, molecular function: histone H4K16 acetyltransferase activity.